This is a messenger RNA of Alternaria arborescens, 204 nucleotides long. RefSeq lists its product as hypothetical. The record is from RefSeq and is a predicted model, not a curated record. Lineage: Eukaryota; Fungi; Ascomycota; Dothideomycetes; Pleosporales; Pleosporaceae. The transcript has a single exon. Bases 1 to 204 code for a protein of 67 amino acids.
AUGUCGAAAGCACAAAAGAGCGAGGCAUGGGGCCGGAUAAGAGCCGUGUCCGAAUUGUCAGGCUAUCCUGCCAGUACUCACAAAUCGCAAGAUGGAGGAGAGAAGCGAGCAAAGAAAGUACGAUGGGGAGUGAUACAGACCCACCGGUUCGAGUCCGAGACUGCGGCAGAUGACGGAGACACAGCGAAUCAACACGACCCCUAG